This is a messenger RNA of Lontra canadensis (Northern American river otter), 2110 nucleotides long. RefSeq names its product mediator complex subunit 17 (gene MED17). Gene Ontology annotation, biological process: regulation of transcription by RNA polymerase II. The record is from RefSeq and is a predicted model, not a curated record. Gene Ontology annotation, cellular component: mediator complex; core mediator complex. Lineage: Eukaryota; Metazoa; Chordata; Mammalia; Carnivora; Mustelidae. Bases 115 to 2070 code for a protein of 651 amino acids. The transcript has 12 exons. Gene Ontology annotation, molecular function: transcription coregulator activity.
CGGAGGUACCGCGGUUCCCGGCUUGCGAGCUCUCGUCGGAGGCGCCUCUGCUUCCCAUCUCGGGUUUCGGCUUGCGCGGGUGUCCUCCCGACGCCUACCCCCGACGCCGCCAGCAUGUCUGGAGUGCGCGCUGUGCGCAUCAGCAUCGAGUCGGCCUGCGAGAAGCAGGUCCAGGAGGUGGGCCUGGAUGGCACUGAGACGUACCUGCAGCCGCUGUCCAUGUCGCAGAACCUGGCGCGCCUGGCCCAGCGGAUCGACUUCAGCCAGGGUUCGGGCUCCGAGGAGGAGGAGGCGGCGGGGGCCGAGGGCGACGCGCAGGACUGGGCUGGCGCCGGGUCCAGCGCGGACCAGGACGAUGAGGAAGGGUUGGUAAAAUUUCAGCCUUCUCUUUGGCCUUGGGACUCCGUGAGGAACAACUUGAGAAGUGCCCUAACAGAGAUGUGUGUUCUCUACGAUGUCCUCAGUAUUGUUAGGGAUAAAAAAUUUAUGACUCUUGAUCCAGUCUCUCAGGACGCACUUCCUCCAAAACAGAAUCCACAGACACUGCAGUUGAUAUCGAAAAAGAAGUCGCUUGCUGGAGCAGCCCAGAUCCUGUUGAAGGGGGCAGAAAGACUGACCAAAUCAGUUACUGAAAACCAAGAAAAUAAGCUGCAACGAGACUUCAACUCUGAGCUUUUGAGAUUACGGCAACACUGGAAACUCAGAAAAGUUGGGGAUAAGAUUCUGGGAGAUCUGAGCUAUAGAAGUGCAGGAUCUCUCUUUCCCCAUCACGGUACAUUUGAAGUAAUAAAGAAUACAGAUAUUGAUCUGGAUAAAAAGAUACCUGAAGAUUACUGUCCUCUUGAUGUUCAGAUUCCUAGUGAUUUAGAAGGGUCUGCCUAUAUCAAGGUUUCAAUUCAGAAACAAGCUCCAGACAUAGGUGAUCUGGGCACAGUCAACCUCUUUAAACGACCUUUGCCCAAAUCCAAACCAGGUUCCCCACACUGGCAGACGAAAUUAGAAGCAGCACAAAACGUUCUCUUGUGUAAAGAAAUUUUUGCACAGCUCUCUCGGGAAGCUGUUCAAAUUAAGUCACAGAUCCCUCACAUUGUGGUGAAAAACCAGAUUAUCUCUCAGCCCUUUCCAAGCUUACAGUUACUGAUUUCUUUGUGCCAUUCCUCAAAUGAUAAGAAAUCCCAAAAGUCCGCUACUGAGAAGCCAAGUCCGGAAGACCAUCUUUAUGUCUUAGAGCAUAAUUUGCAUCUACUAAUUAGAGAGUUUCAUAAACAGACCUUGAGUUCCAUCGUGAUGCCUCAUCCAGCAAGUGCCCCUUUUGGUCACAAGAGAAUGAGACUUUCAGGUCCUCAGGCUUUUGAUAAAAAUGAAAUUAAUUCACUACAGUCCAGUGAAGGGCUUCUAGAAAAAAUCAUUAAACAAGCAAAGCAUAUUUUCCUGAGGAGCAGAACUGCUGCGACCAUUGACAGCUUAGCAAGUCGCAUUGAGGACCCUCAGAUACAGGCUCACUGGUCAAAUAUUAAUGAUGUCUAUGAGUCUAGCGUGAAGGUUUUAAUCACAUCACAAGGCUAUGAACAGAUAUGCAAGUCCAUCCAGCUGCAGUUGAAUAUCGGAGUUGAGCAGAUCCGAGUUGUGCACAGAGAUGGGAGGGUGAUUACACUGUCUCAUCAGGAGCAGGAGCUCCAGGAUUUCCUUCUGUCCCAGAUGUCACAGCAUCAGGUGCAUGCAGUUCAGCAGCUCGCCAAGGUCAUGGGCUGGCAGGUGCUCAGCUUCAGCAAUCAUGUGGGGCUUGGGCCCAUAGAGAGCAUUGGCAAUGCCUCUGCCAUCACCGUGGCCUCCCCGAGUGGGGACUAUGCUAUUUCAGUUCGUAAUGGCCCUGAAAGUGGAAGCAAGAUCAUGGUUCAGUUUCCCCGUAACCAGUGUAAAGAUCUUCCAAAAAGUGACGUUUUACAAGAUAGCAAAUGGAAUCAUCUUCGUGGACCGUUCAGAGAAGUUCAGUGGAAUAAAAUGGAAGGUCGAAACUUUGUUUAUAAAAUGGAGCUGCUUAUGUCUGCACUUAGCCCUUGCCUGCUAUGAUUUUUGUUUCCAGAACCGUUUCUAGUUUUUUUCCAGAGAA